This is a messenger RNA of Condylostylus longicornis, 773 nucleotides long. RefSeq names its product outer dense fiber protein 3-B-like. The record is from RefSeq and is a predicted model, not a curated record. The transcript has a single exon. Lineage: Eukaryota; Metazoa; Arthropoda; Insecta; Diptera; Dolichopodidae. Bases 72 to 773 code for a protein of 233 amino acids. Gene Ontology annotation, cellular component: cytoskeleton.
AAUAAUUGAAAUUAUUAAAAGAAUAACUUAAAAUUAUUAAAUUUCCAAAAACAUUGAACAAUAACUAAAAAAUGAAAGUAAUAUAUGGAAAACCAAUUGGACCUGGUCCCGGUGCAUAUAGUUUACCAACAGUUUUAGGUUAUAACAAUCAUGAUUAUCGAAAAGAACGUCGACCACAAUAUUCAUUUGGUAUAAAACAUAAAAAUUAUUAUGAAAAUGGAAUUGGCCCCGGUCCAGGAGCAUAUAAAGUUGAUGUAUAUAAUAAUGGUAAAAAAUUUACACCAAAUUAUACAUUUGGUUUAAAACCACCAAUUAUUAAUAAAAUGUCAAUAGUACCUGGUCCCGGUGCACAUGACACAUAUAAUGCACCAAUACUUAAAGGUAAUCGUUCACCAGCUUAUACAAUAAGACAAAAACAUGUAUUAGUUGAUAAAAUGAUAACACCAGGUCCUGGACAACAUUCAAUUAAUAUUAAUUUUGUAAAAUCACGUUCACCAGCCUAUUGUAUGGGUAUUAAACAUAAAAAGUUAAAUGAUAUUAUAUCACCAGGACCAGCUGCAUAUAAUGCAAUACAUUUGGAACGUUAUAAAACUAAAACACCCAGUUUUCCAAUAGGAUUAGCAUAUAAAAAAUUUAAACCAAUGACAAUAACACCUGGUUCAAAUGCGUAUGAUUUAAUUUCAUAUAGACCAGGUAAUAAGCAACCAAGUUAUACAUUUGGUCUCAAACAUCAUGAAUAUGCACCACCAAUGAUAGUUAAUUGUGAUAAUUAA